CCAAAAAUUGAGUUAGGCGGAAAAAAAAAUCGGAAAAUAUGCGCAUUUCGCAAAUCAAAGAAAAAAAUGACACAAUUUGACCUUCAACCCGGUACCGUAUAACGGUCGACCCGGCAGGUGUGUGCGGCCCGUUUUUCUCACCGAGUCAGGGUCAAAGUGGUCGACCCGCGGGUUGACAACCUUGGUAUUUACUUUCAACACCCAUGUGUCAUGUGUGUGUCUUCAAUUUUGAUGUGCAACCACUCUUCUCAAGUUCUCAGUCCAAUCAGAGAGAGAGAGAGUACAACCAAUUGAGCCUGAUCUUAAGUACUCUUUUUAUAAGGGUGAUACCACUAUAUGAAUUCAUUGAUGUGUUCAUAAUUGAGCAUAUGAUAUGAUUUUCUCAUACUUUUAUAUUAAUACAUCAUGGAUUCAUUAUCAUAUCACAGCCGUAGUACAAUUUUAACAUCAACCAAUUAAUAGGUCGAUUUAAGUAGUGUUAUAAUCACAUAAUUGCAUUGAUUAUUCUCUUUUCUAUAAGGAAUACAAAUACAUCCAACAACUCAAACAAAUACAAUUUCCAAAUAAACAAACCAAAGCCAAUUUUAAAGAUAAAAUAAUUGGACAGAAGAACAAAAAAAAAAAAAUCAAUGAAAACCAUCAUUUAAUAAAAUUCUAUAGGUAGCGGCUGCACUGUUUUAAUUAAGACCAAGAGCAAAGCCCUGUCUCAGUCUGCCCUCUCCAGUUUUCUUACUGUUGUUUGCAUCUACGUUACCUUUUACCUUCUUUCCCCCUUUAUUCAAUUAUUCUAAGGAAAAUAAUCCCAAUAAAACAAUCUCAGUCCCAAUCAUUUACUUGCUCAUACGUCAAUGGAGGAAUAACAAAACACAACUUACAAAUCUCCUUUCUUUUUCCCCCUUUCGCUUAUUUUAUUUUAUCUCUUCCCCCUGCCGUACAUCUGCCCCAAAACCUUCUCUUCCCCUCUCGAUCCAUUGAGACACCGAGAAACCGCAGAUGUCUCAGACUCUCAACUCUCCCCCUUCCCUUCUUAUCUCUGCUUCUGCUCAAAGGUGUGCCCUUUACUCUCUCUUCUGCUCGGUGUUGCGCCGUUUCUCUUAGACGGGUCCUCUCAAUAGUCUCUGAUCCCUUGUGGGUUUGUGUGAUUUUGGCGGGUUGUGUUCUUCUGGAUCAGAAAGUUUGUGUCUUUCCCCCGGUGGAUGAUCGUAGGCUAUUUCGUUAGGUUUAAAUUGAAUUGGAUGAAUUGUUAGUCUCGAACGCUGUGAUUUUGGUUUUUAGCUGAGAUUCGAUCCAUCGCGUACUGAGAUUUCCAGUUGAUCGUUUGUUUGGCUCAAUUAUGGAUGAAUGAUGUCUGUGGAACUCAAAUUUUGUGACAGGUAUGGAUUGUGCUGAUAUUUGGGGACGAACAUGGAGCAGUUCCUAGACGGAUUGAAGCAUUUGUGUGCGGCAAUUGCGAAUUGUUGUGAUGCUGAUUUGUAUAAGCAACUCAGAGGGCUGCAAGAUCCAGAGGCUCUUGCAAGAGAAACAGUUUUUAGUGUUAGCGAAAUAGAAGCACUUUACGAACUUUUUAAGAAGAUCAGUAGCGCGGUGAUAGACGAUGGUUUGAUCAACAAGGAAGAAUUUCAAUUGGCCUUAUUUAAAACGAAUAAGAAAGAGAGCUUAUUUGCGGACCGGGUAUUUGAUUUGUUUGACUCGAAACAUAAUGGUGUGCUUGGUUUUGAAGAGUUUGCACAUGCCUUGUCAGUCUUUCACCCCAAUGCACCUAUUGAUGAUAAGAUCGAAUUUUCAUUCCAAUUAUACGAUCUCAAACAGCAAGGCUUCAUUGAGAGGCAGGAGGUGAAGCAAAUGGUAGUGGCCACACUUGCUGAAUCCGGUAUGAAUUUGUCGGAUGAUGUGAUUGAAAGCAUCAUUGACAAGACGUUUGAGGAGGCCGAUACCAAGCACGAUGGUAAGAUUGACAAGGAAGAAUGGAGAAGUCUUGUCUUGCGACAUCCUUCACUUUUGAAGAACAUGACUCUUCAAUAUCUCAAGGACAUCACAACAACGUUUCCAAGUUUUGUGUUUCACUCACAAGUCGAUGAUACAUGAUCUUCAAGUUGCAUUUUGAUGGAGAAGAGAAAAGUAGGAACCGCGAGAUUUUUCGUUCUGGUUUCUUCUUUGGCGCAGAGGUUCGCUGAUAGAGAGAAGCAAAAUUUCAUUCGUAUUUUAAUGACCGGGGUCUUGGAUUGAAUGGGAAGGCAUUUUAUGCUCUGAUGAACAAAUGAGAUGCAGUUCUUUCUUUCUUUGUUUUUGGGUUCAUUAUGUAAUGCUUUGUAAGGACAAAGGCAUAGAAAUUUAGAAAGCUUUGUAGUUGCGUGGGAUUUUUUUGUUACUAUGUGGAAUAGAUUGGAACAACAUCACCAGAUUUUUUGGAGUGAAAACUGUUAUCAUGCUCAUUCAAGCAGAAGGGCUUCUAUAAUUUAAGACCAGAUGGUGAAUUAUGUGAUUGACCAGGACGAUGAAAAUCCGGCCGAAAAUGUAUUUGAUUUGAUUUAUAUGAGUGCAACUCAGUCUAUUUAUCUGUGUAGCCAGUCAAAUCUGACUCGAAUGUUGAUUCGAGAUAGCUGAAUUUCUGCUCAUCCUAAUCCUGCUUGAACUUUGUAACACAGCAAAUGAGAGGGAGGGAGAAGAUGUAUCAAAAUGGAACAUGAUCUGAAACUUCUCUUUUAUUGAUUGUGUUUACACAAUAUAAAAGGCCUGGACUGCACUUCUGUCAAAUGAAACUACGAUAUUGCA
Molecule: messenger RNA, 2772 nt
Organism: Linum trigynum
Lineage: Eukaryota; Viridiplantae; Streptophyta; Magnoliopsida; Malpighiales; Linaceae
Source: the annotation of a GenBank genome assembly